Tarenaya hassleriana is the source of this 702-nucleotide messenger RNA. Its product is annotated as transcription factor MYB1R1-like. Gene Ontology annotation, molecular function: DNA binding; zinc ion binding. Lineage: Eukaryota; Viridiplantae; Streptophyta; Magnoliopsida; Brassicales; Cleomaceae. Bases 1 to 702 code for a protein of 233 amino acids. The record is from RefSeq and is a predicted model, not a curated record. The transcript has 4 exons. Gene Ontology annotation, biological process: response to gibberellin; response to ethylene; response to auxin.
AUGGUGACGGCGGCGAAGACGUGUUCGCGCUGCGGCCUCGACGGUCAUAACGCACGGACAUGUGUUAACGGCGUUAACAAACCCUGUGUUAAGCUGUUCGGCGUUAACAUAUCGGAUCCGACGCCGUUUGGAACGCCGUUAAGGAAGAGUCUCAGUAUGGGAAACCUACCGUCUCUCGCCGUUAAACCCGCCGAGGAUGAACCCGGUUAUCAUUCUGACGGCCUGACCGGUUGUAAGAAGCGUAGAGCCUCUAGGAAAACGGGAAAGCCAUGGACGGUAGAGGAGCACCGAACGUUCUUAGCCGGACUGAAGAAUCUCGGAAAAGGAGAUUGGAGAGGCAUUUCUAGGAAAUUCGUGACGACGAGGACGCCGACGCAGGUCGCUAGCCAUGCCCAGAAGUAUUUCAUCAGAAAGAACAACAACAAUCAGAGAAAACGACGAGCCAGCCUCUUCGACAUCCCUCUUGACGACAGCUCGGAAGGGAACAACACUGAUCAAGCUUGGACUGUUGCUCCUCCAACACCAGAGACUCUUGCCGAGGGUCUUGCGCAAUUCAACGUUUUGAAUCAGUGUCGGAAUCCAAGUAUGUUUCCUCAAGUGUUUCGGUACGCGAGCGCUGUACCGGUUCAGAUGGUCCACCCAUCCGGUAUACCGGUUCCGAGGUAUAUACCGACGGGUAUACCUCCAUCUCAGGCGGACUGA